This is a messenger RNA of Pseudopodoces humilis (Tibetan ground-tit), 1678 nucleotides long. NCBI's taxonomy places the organism in Eukaryota, Metazoa, Chordata, Aves, Passeriformes, Paridae. The record is from RefSeq and is a predicted model, not a curated record.
AGUUCCUCGCUCUCAGACAGAGCUGGCUGGUGUCUCCUGAGGGCGUUGGUGCUGGGAGCCAUCACCAAAUAUCACCCCUGUGGUGAAGUGCGGGCUUCCAGGCAGCCUGGCUCAUCUCUGGGCUUUUUUCCCUUGUCACCCUCCCACAGCAGGCAGAAGACAGCCACGGGAGCCAGGUCUGUGGUAGUGGUGGCCUCGGUGGCCUGCCCUGCCCACUUUUUGUGGCUGUUCUGGGUCCGGCUGUGCAGUUGAUGUUUGCUGGGCAUUGCACCAGUCCCUGGGAGUGUCCGUGUCAGGCGGAACCCACUGCCUCACUGCCAGCACCUGGAGGGUAAAAGGACCCACCUGGAUGCUCCUCCUCUGCUGGGUGAAGGAGACGUGGAAACCCCAGUGCUGGGGCUGUGGGGAGCACUCAGAGCGGUGCCUGCGGGGGUUUGUCAGCUCCCGCUCACCUGGACAUGGCUGGGCAGAGAGGGGGGCUGUCCCUGCCCGGGCCCCUGCUGCUGCUGCUGAGCCUCACCUGCCUCGCCGUGCUGCACCUGGCUCUGGAGACCACUGCCAUGGGUGUGACAGCAACUGUGUCCCCAGCUCUCCCUACCUCCUCAACACCUAUGGAGAGCUCAGCACUGCUGCCUACUACUGACUCCACCACCACAGCUACCCUCCUUUCCUCCAGCCCUGAAACAGAAGCCUCCACCUCAGAGGAGUCCAGCACAUCUGCAGAGACUGGCAACACCUCGCCUCCCACUGUGCCUUCUCCCACCACAACUACAGAAGAUUCAGCCGAGUCCUUGGCAACCCUGGCAGAUACCACAGCCAGCCCUGUUAUCAGCACAUCAGACCCCAUGAGCACUCCCUCUUCAAGCUACCCAGACAGGACCACCCCUGAAAUCUUCCCCUCGACUGUGGAGUUGACUCCAGGCACUGAACCCACUUCCCCUGCCACCAGCUCAGCCCAGACCUCAGAGGCUCCUACCCUCAGCACACCUACAGACCUGCCAACGCUGCCACCAGUCUGCCCCUCUGGCUCGUCCAACACCAGUGCAUCUCACCUCUUUCUGUCUCUGCGGCUAACCACCCCUCUGGACAUGGGGAACACCACGGUGCAGGAGCUGGUGUUGUCCAAGCUCCGUGAGGACCUGCAGACAGCAUUCCCGUGUGCUGGCCUGGCACUGGCGUGGCGAGGGAAGAGGAGGACUUGACCGCUGCCCCUCGCCCGGCCUGCUCCUGCCUGGAUUGCUGGGACCCCUGCUCCCAGCCCCUCACUCCAUGGUGGUACAGGCCCCUGGGGAAUCCCAUACAGCUCCUCCUGGACCUGGAGCCUCCUGUUCUUCACUCUGUACCCCGAGAGGACCCCCAGUGCCCCUUCUGCCCCGUCCCACAGCCUGUCUGAAGAGCCUGAGCCUUCCCACCACCCUGCUCCAGACCUGAUUCCUGUGGUGGGACCCCCUCCAGGUCUGCUGGGGGGCUGGGAGAAGGGAACCCCACGGGACUGGGCUUUUACAUCUGGGAGUGAGCUGGCUCAGCCAUCAAAGCCACCCUGGGGACAGAGGAAUGAGAGGAAGGAGACCUGAAACCCCCAGUACUGCUGUGCCCAAGGCUCACCUGUGAUAUUGCUGAGAGAGGAGAACACCCAUGCUGGGCAGUAAAUAGAAAUUCCAUGUUUUUCUGUGUUGAA